Biomphalaria glabrata is the source of this 7261-nucleotide messenger RNA. RefSeq names its product mucin-5AC-like. Gene Ontology annotation, cellular component: extracellular region. Lineage: Eukaryota; Metazoa; Mollusca; Gastropoda; Planorbidae. The coding region runs from base 35 to 5953 and encodes 1972 amino acids. The transcript has 44 exons. The record is from RefSeq and is a predicted model, not a curated record.
GUGUUCAGGCUACAGACACUGCAGAACAAAAGACAUGGCUCGAUGUCUACAGUUGGCCAUGAUGCUCUUGUUCACACGGCUUACAGUGUCAUCAACUGAAUCAAACUACACUGUGUUAGAAACGGCCAUUCAAAUAUUGACUGACACACUGACCUAUGGCGAAGAUGUUGUCAAAGAUGCCUGGCGAUCUGGUAUCCAAGUCCUCUGUUGUAAUGAGUUUAAUGUUUUUCCUUGUAAAGACAGGACUGAUGGACACUCUGGUAUCAUAGCUCCAUUGCCUGUUCAUUGCGUGGGUAAGGCUGAUGUAAUAUUUGUACUGGACUCCUCUGAGAGUAUCGGCCAACUGAAAUAUCGGCAAUCACUAGCUUUUCUGGCAAAUCUGGCCGGCUCUUUUAAGAUAGGAGUCCAUCAUUUCAGAUUCGGACACGUCAUCUUUAGUGAUUGGGCCAAGACAGUUUUCUCCCUUAACACCUUUGACAAUCAUUUGGAAAUUCUUGCGGCUCUAAUGUCAUCCGAGUACAUGCAGCGAGGGACUAGAACAGAAAACGGUUUAAAACAGGCUUUGGACCUUGCGUUGGCAAACAUGAGAUAUCAUGUACCGACUGUUGUUAUUCUGAUAACUGAUGGCUACUCGGCGAACUUUGUAAGCACCACAAUGCAAGCAAUGUUACUUCAGUCGUAUGGCGUCCAUGUCAUGGCUGUCGGUGUAGGAGACAAGAUCCGAGAUGCAGAGCUCCAGAGUAGUGCUAGUAGACCUUCUGAUGUAUUUAGAACCGAUGACUUUUUCACCAUUCAGACAGUACUUGGCAAAGUCGCUCACAGAAUAUGUAAAACAACUGGAGGCAUAGAAAUAUUGGUACCAAUAAUUCUACCAACACGCCCUAGUACCAGUGUGAGUACAUAUAGACCAUGGGGCACCCACCCAACCUCUACAACAACGCCUACGAGUAGAACAAGUACUACCACCAAGCCGACUACAUAUAUUCCCACGUGUUCAGCCACUCGGUAUGGCUGCUGUGCUGAUGGAGUGACCGUUGCCCGAGGGUUUUUCAACGAAGGAUGUCCACCUUUUAAAAUGGAUUGUUUCACCACUUUAUUUGGUUGCUGCCCUGAUGGUCAUACAGUAGCAAUCGGAGAUAACUAUGAAGGCUGUCCUAAAACGUCAACCUCUUCCGAUGACUGUGCUUAUACUAUAUAUGGCUGUUGUCCUGAUGGAAUGCUUCCUGCUUCUGGUGAUAACUUUGAGGGAUGUCCUACUAUGACCACAGAGCCUACUACCAAGGAAAGUAAUCUGGGAUGUAUGGAGACACUCUACGGAUGUUGUCCAGAUACAGUGACCAGUGCCCAAGGAUUUAACUAUGAAGGAUGUCCGCAAUUGACAACUGCUUCAACUACCACAAAGAAAAGUCAUCUGGGAUGUAUGGAGACACUCUACGGAUGUUGUCCAGAUGCAAUGACCAGUGCCCAAGGAUUUAACUAUGAAGGAUGCCCUGGGCUUACAACUGCCAGUACUACUACCAAGAACAGUCAUCUCGGAUGUAUGGAGACAUUAUACGGAUGUUGUCCAGAUGCAGUGACCAGUGCCCAAGGAUUUAAUUAUGAAGGAUGUCCUGGAUUGACAACUGCAACUUUGACUACUAAGAAAAAAACUAAGCUGACCACUGCCUCGACAACUACCAAAGAAAGUCAUCUCGGAUGUAUGGAGACGCAAUACGGAUGUUGUCCAGAUGCAGUGACCAGUGCCCAAGGAUUUAACUAUGAAGGAUGCCCUGGGCUUACAACUGCCAGCACUACUACCAAGUACAGUAAUCUCGGAUGUAUGGAGACAUUAUACGGAUGUUGUCCAGAUGCAGUGACCAGUGCCCAAGGAUUUAAUUAUGAAGGAUGUCCUGGUUUAACAACUUCUUCUUCUACUACAAAGAAAAGUACAGCUACCACAACAACGGACAGAACAGGUACUCUGGGAUGUAUGGGAACACUAUUUGGCUGUUGUCCAGAUGCAGUCACCAGUGCUACAGGAUUUAACUAUGAAGGAUGUCCGGGAUAUACGACCACUUCUACUACUACAAGACAAAGUGACGGAUGUAUGGAAACACUUUUUGGAUGCUGUCCUGAUGCUGUCACAGCUGCUCUAGGAUUUAACUAUGAAGGAUGUCCAGGAUUAGCAACUGAAAGUACUACAAAGAAAAGUCCGGGCACAUCUUUGACAACUACCAGAACUACAGAUUCGAUCGUGUGUUUAGGAUCAACAUAUGGAUGUUGUCAGGAUGGGUUAACCCGUGCCAAAGGGUUUCAUUUCGAGGGAUGCCCAGGCACUCUACCCAAUGAAUGCUCUUAUAACUAUUACGGAUGCUGCCCUGAUGGAAAGACCAAAGCUAAAGGGUUUAAGUUUGAGGGCUGCCCAGGCACUAUACCUAAUGAAUGCUCUUAUAGCUAUUACGGAUGCUGCCCUGAUGAAAAGACCAAAGCUCUAGGAUUUAACAAUGAAGGAUGCUUUGAAACAAAGACAACUGUGAUUGGUGGAUGCCGAGGAACAAGAUUUGGAUGUUGCCCUGAUGCCAUGACCCCUGCUCAUGGGCUCAACUAUGAAGGAUGUCCAAAUAUUACAUCCACUACUACAACUCCUACACAAACGUAUGGAUGUCAGACUUCAGACUAUGGAUGCUGCCUCGAUGGAGUGUCUUCUGCAGUGGGACCGAACUACGAAGGAUGUCCACCAGCUCAACAUGACUGUGCUUACACUCCAUUUGGCUGCUGCCAAGAUGGGGUUUCUGUAGCCGAGGGAGAUAAUUAUAAAGGAUGUCCAACAGAAACAACUUAUGUAUUUGACGACUGUCCAAAAAGUCGUUACGGCUGUUGUCCAGACGGAGUGACCAGUGCCCUUGGAGAGAACUAUGAAGGAUGUCCAGGAAUGACCACUUUAACUACUACAUCAAAAGGGCCAAAGUGCAAAGAGUCAAUAUUCGGAUGCUGUCCAGAUGGAGUGACAAGUGCUCAAGGAUUUUAUUUUGAAGGAUGUUAUGGAACUGAACAAAACGAAUGCGACAACAGUUAUUAUGGAUGCUGCCCAGAUGGAAAGACCAAAGCUCUUGGCUUCAAUAAUGAAGGAUGCUUUGAAACUACAACACCACCACUAUUGGGUGGAUGCGAAGGAACAAGAUUUGGAUGUUGUCCAGGCACAAAGAUCCCUGCUCAAGGAGACAGUUAUGAAGGAUGUCCAGAAAUUCCCAGCACAAGUACCACAAAUGUGCCUAGGUGUACAGGAACAACGUAUGGCUGUUGUCCAGAUGGCGUGACCAGUGCUCAAGGAAACAACUUUGAAGGAUGUCCUGGCACCCCAGAUACUGAAUGCUAUUAUAGUUUAUAUGGAUGCUGCCCAGAUGAAAAGACCAAAGCUCUUGGCAACAACAAUGAAGGAUGCUUUGAAACAACUCCCACGAUUGGUGGCUGUGAAGGAACUAGAUAUGGAUGUUGUCCAGAUGCAGUGACCCCAGCUGAAGGCAACAACUAUGACGGAUGUCCUGAUAUCUCAUCAUCAAGUACAAGCGCAAGUCCUGACACAACAUCAACAUCUAGCAGUACUACAGAUGUGCCUAGGUGUACAGGAACAACGUAUGGCUGUUGUCCAGAUGGCGUGACCAGUGCUCAAGGAAACAACUUUGAAGGAUGUCCUGGCACCCCAGAUACUGAAUGCUAUUAUAGUUUAUAUGGAUGCUGCCCAGAUGAAAAGACCAAAGCUCUUGGCAACAACAAUGAAGGAUGCUUUGAAACAACUCCCACGAUUGGUGGCUGUGAAGGAACUAGAUAUGGAUGUUGUCCAGAUGCAGUGACCCCAGCUGAAGGCAACAACUAUGACGGAUGUCCUGAUAUCUCAUCACCAAGUACAAGUACAAGAACUACAGCGAUGUCAGAAGAAAGUACGCAUCAAACUACUAAGGGGACAAUGGUUGAGGAAACAUCGACUCAAGGGUUAACAAACACAGAUACAAGCACUGAAGAAAUCACUAAGGAAAUAAAUACACCAGCCAUAAUAUCAACAUCAAAAAGCUUGACAGAGAUGACUUCUCAAGACACAGCAAUCUCUGAAAAAAAUGUCGAAACAACCUAUCCAGGAACACGCACUCAGGAAAUAACCACUACAGAAGCAAUCACAACAGAAACAAGCACUCCAGAAAUAAGCCCUCCAAUAACAUUUCCUCCAGAAACAGUCACUCUAGAGACAAUUGUUCCAGAAAUAAGCACUGAAGAAACGAGUAAUACAGAAAAAUCAGCAUUAGAAACAAGCGCCGCAGAAACUACCACUUUAGAUUCAAGCACUUCAGAAACAACGACUUCAGAAACAAGCACCUCAGAAACAACGACUUCAGAAACAAGCACCUCAGAAACAACCUCUUCAGAAUCAAGCACCCCAGAAACAACCUCUUCAGAAUCAAGCAUCCCAGAAACAACCUCUUCAGAAACUAGCACCCCAACAACGACUUCAGAAAUAAACACAACAGAUUUAACAAGUCUGGAGACAAUUUCUUUUGACACAAUUUCUAUGGAAACAGAUAUUCCAGAGAUGACCACUUCAGAUGCUUCAGAAGUAGCCACUACAGUGAAACAUAUGUCUGAAAUCACUAACCAAACUACAACCCCAGAAAAUAUUUAUAAAGAAACAACAUUAGAAUCAAGCACUUCCGAAACCACAACAUUAGAAUCAACAACUUUUGAAACAACAAUAGAUACAAGCAAUUCAAAACCAACUACAACAGAAACAGUUGUUACUGAAAUGACUAAUGAAAGAGAUGCUACAGACUCCAUCACUUAUGAACCAACCUACUGCAAAGAGAGCAUUGAAACAACUUGUCCCGAAAUAAGACCAUCAGAAACAAAGGCAGAAACAGAAGAAACAACAAUGCUGGUCAUUACUACUCCUAAAACAUCCCAGGCAGAAACAACGACUCAUGAGACCACCCCUCAUGAAACAACGACUCAUGAAACUACUAUUCAUGAAACAACGACUCAUGAAACUACUAUUCAUGAAACAACGACUCAUGAGACCACCCCUCAUGAAACAACGACUCAUGAAACAACAUCUCCAGAAAAAUCAAACCCUCAAGAGAUGUCAACUAAAACUACAAUGGCAACAACCACUUCUGAAUCAACCACUGCGGAAAAAACUACAGAAACAACUACAACAGAAUUAACUACUGAGACAUCUACACAUGAUACAACCACUUCAUCAACCACUCCAUCAACCAUCUCUAUAGAAACAACUUUGAAAACCAGUACGAAAACAUCCACCACAACUUCUCCAGAAACAAUAACUCCUCCUAGUACUACUAAAGCAGAAAUUUCCACAAUUGAAACCACCACUUUGGAGAUACCUAGAGAUCAUAAAGUGUGCAAAACCUAUGCUGACAUAGUGCUCGUAAUGGACUCGUCCGGAAGUAUUGGUGCUGCCAACUACAAACAGAUGCUACAGUUUGCCGUGAGCAUCACAGAGAGAUUUACUCUCGGUAUUGAAGAUGUUCAAUUCGCUCAGGUCAUCUUUGGGGCCAACGCUUACAAGAAAUUUGACUUCAACACACACAAGACAUUCGAAAGUCUGAAAAAGGCUAUCCUUGCUACACCUUACUUGAAACAGUCCACAAGAACUGACAGAGCACUGACCUUUGUACUCAACAGUACAAUAUUUAAAGAGAGUUCCGGCGCCAGACCCAAAGCAAGAAAAAUUAUUUUACUCAUGACCGACGGAGUGUCAGACUUACCACGACAAACUUUGCAAGCUGCACAGCAAGUGAAAGACAGUAAUAUAGACAUCAUAGCCGUUGGUAUAGCGGAUGCUCUAGAGGAAGAGCUACGACACAUGGCGUCUUCCUCACAAGAUGUGUUUAUGUCUAAAUCCUUUGAGGAUCUGAAGUAUAUAACAGACAAAGUAACAGACAGAGCUUGCAUUAGCAUUCUUUAACAUGUACUUAACUCUUGGAGAAAAGUGUCACUAUUAGGAUUGUGUAGCUCAGUCAUGAAUAGUAGUAAAAAAGGGCUGGAUUUACGUCAGUGCAGCCCUUGCCACCACCACAAAAAAUAAGGAUUAAAUGUUCAACGCAAAAAACAAAACAAGAAAAACAUUAAAGAAUAUUGUUUUUUAAAAAACAAUCGCUCCUUUAUACAACUUGUGGAACAACUUUUUUUUUCUCUUAAUAAUAAUUGAAUGUUAGAUUUAAAAAAAUGAAAAUUGUUUACCCCGCCACCCUAAAAAGAAUCAUGGCUAAGCAAAUCUAUAGAUACACCAGACAUUAUAAUAGUCCAUUGAUAGGCCUUUAUAUCUAGAUAUAGAAAACGAUGCGUAGAAUGUUCCUAAACAUUAAUUUAAACAUUUGAAUGAAUGCGGAAAUACCAGAAGACAUAGAGCUCAUUCAAGAUAAAUAUUGUCUAGUUCUCUAGUCAAAGUUUACAUUUAUUUCUUUUUGUACUUCCAAAGUUAUAACUGUCAAACUAGAAUUUUCUCAGUGCGGCCAAGGGGCUAAUAAUUCUUUUCCCAACGAUAUACAUCAACUGUCUCAUUUCUAGCAAAGUCGUUAGGUCGUGUCAAUCCAGGUUUUUAGCCCACCCACCCCCACCCUGAAUGGUUUAUUUCCGCACAAGAUUGCUGAGAGGUAUUCUAAAUGCAAAUUAAAUGACAUGCUUUUAGAAACAUUUUUAAAUUCAUUUUUUAUGUUUUUGUUUAUAAUGAAAAGUUCGAAAGAGAUAAAAGACAAAAAAACAAUCUGCUAAAGACUUAAAUUCUGCUCUACAGUAUGAAGUGCUAAAGGUAUCCUUAGAAUAUACUGCUUAAUCAAACAAUCUGCUGAAGACUUAAAUUCUGCUCUACAGUAUGAAGUGCUCAAAGUAUCCUUAGAAUUUACUGCUUAAUCUAGGAAAUUUAAGCCACAAAAAUCUCUUAUAAGUUAGAUUCAUUUGAUGAAAUUUAUAUUUACAUGAUAUACAUAGACAGUAGAUACAUUUUUUAAUUCUUUACGAUUCGGCUUAUGCACUAAAAUAGAAUCUAUGUCUCUAUUUAGAAGAUUAUGUACCGGUGUGGCUAUUCUCUUCGCAAUGUCAUAUAACAUUUCAUAUUUAUUGUUGCAUUUCUAAAAUGAGUAUUAUUUGAUUGAAUAAAUAACUUUUAUUUUCUUGUCUUUGCAGCGCAUUGAAAGGAUUAUGUCCCCUGGUGUUUCAAGGGGUUUUGUAUUAAAAGUAAAAAUCUCUCAUACUGAAAUAAAAAGACUCAAAUUCA